Molecule: messenger RNA, 4372 nt
Organism: Sitophilus oryzae (rice weevil)
Lineage: Eukaryota; Metazoa; Arthropoda; Insecta; Coleoptera; Curculionidae
Gene: Tollo
Product: toll-like receptor Tollo
Exons: 1
Coding region: 211-3939 (1242 amino acids)
Biological process (GO): signal transduction
Cellular component (GO): extracellular matrix
Molecular function (GO): protein binding
Source: RefSeq, a predicted model, not a curated record
AGCGCCGGUCAGUUCACGACGAGAAGUACCACCGCGAACCACGUCGACGGUCGUACCGCCGACUCCACCGUCGAAACAUCGCGAAUUACAGUACCGAAAAAUGUGCCGAAGUACCUCGAAAAAGUCGCGCAGUUCCCGGUAAUAAUGCGUAAUAAGUAAAACAUCUGUAAAGUUCCUAAUAAAGCAACAAAUGUUACAAGAAAAAGCACCAUGACAACCACUUCGUCGAUAUGGGUACUACUGUUCGGAGCAAUCUUCGGAGUACUGUCGGCAUCGCUCAGCAAAACCCUCCGUUACCAGGCUCCAGACGAGUGCAAGUGGGUGGUAGUUGACAGCAACUCAGAAGACGACGUAGCACUAGUUUGCCGGCUCAGAACCAUCAACAGCGAGCUGGAAAACACCAACUUCAGCGUCAUUCAACCCCACCACACCGUACGACUCAGACUGGAAUGCUCCGAUGAUCUCUUCUUCCAGAGUUCCUUAAGCGCCGGUAGCUUCAAACCUUUAAUCGAGCUCAAAGAACUCAGCAUCGAGUACUGCAAGAUCGGAAACCUCUCCGAAGGAGCUUUCAAAGGACUCAAAGAACUCAGAAACCUCACUCUAAAAACUCACAACACUGACUGGACCCUGGAUGUUUCCUCAAAUGCAUUCUCUGACGAACUCAGGCUCUUGGAACGUCUGGACUUAGGAGAAAACAACAUGUGGAGUCUACCAGAAGGUGUUCUGUGUCCACUACAUGCCCUGGAAGUGUUGAAUUUGACCAGGAACAGAUUACGGGAAGUGUUCAGUUUCGGAUUUUCGAGUGGUAUGCCGGAAAAGUGCGGGGUUAACCUCAAAAUUGCUGAUCUAUCGAGAAACAGGAUCGAAAAUUUACCGGCCGGUCAACUUUCUAGUCUAACUCACUUAGAAAAACUGUAUCUUCAAGGAAAUGGCCUAAACUCCUUAGCAGACCGUGCCCUCGAAGGACUGACAGCUUUACAUAUCCUAAAACUCUCCAAUAACCGUCUUGUAAACUUGCCUCCGGAGUUAUUCGCUGAUACACGCAAUUUACGCGAGUUAUACCUUCAAAACAACACCAUCAAUGUGCUGGCUCCAGGUUUGUUUGGAGAAUUAACCCAGCUUCUAGUUCUGGAUUUAUCACACAACGAGCUUACUGCUGAAUGGAUCAACGCUGCAACUUUUGCAGGUCUAGUCAGGCUGGUGGUACUCGAUCUAAGUCACAAUCACGUCGCAAAAUUGGAGCAAAACGUAUUUCGUGAUCUCUACAAUCUACAGAUUCUUCGACUAAAUGAUAACCUCAUUGAAACGCUUCCAGAAAAUACUUUUAGUGCUUUAGAAAACCUUCAUACUCUCAUAAUUUCUGCUAACCGACUAACAAGAGUUGAAGUUGAUACCCUCAACGGUUUGUCAUCUUUAUCACUGUUGUCUCUGGAUAAUAACAGAAUAUCCUGGGUCCAUCCGGAUGCUUUGAGAAACUGUUCAGGAUUACAAGACUUACACCUGAACGGAAACAAGCUUCUUCAAGUUCCUGACGUGAUACGUAGCGUUCCUUUACUCAAAACUCUGGAUCUAGGAGAAAAUCACAUUGACAUGGUUAAAAACGAGACAUUCUCUGGAUUGGUUCAGCUCUACGGACUAAGACUGACUGAAAACAAUAUCGGAAACCUCUCACGUGGAGCCUUUGAUCCGUUAACAGCCCUAAAAAUCUUAAACCUUUCCAGAAACAAGAUCCAAAAAGUUUCUCCUGGUGCGUUUGAUGGAAACACCAACAUCCAGGCUAUUAGACUUGAUGGUAAUCUUUUGGCAGACAUAGAGGGACUUUUUGCUAAACUACCCAGCUUAGUAUGGUUAAAUGUCUCAGAUAACAAGCUCAGAUGGUUCGAUUAUGCCCUUAUACCUACAGGACUUCAGUGGCUGGACAUUCACGCUAACCAAAUAGAAGAACUAGGAAAUUACUUCGAAAUAGAGAGUACCUUGAGUCUGAGUACUUUUGACGCGAGUUCUAAUCGUUUGACCGAGAUCACCGGUAGUGCUAUCCCGAACAGUGUUGAAGUGUUGUACCUCAAUGAUAACAGAAUAUCCAAAGUACAAUCUUACACGUUUUUCAAGAAGCCAAACUUGACUCGCGUGGACCUUUUCGGUAACCAGAUUACAAGCCUGGAUCCUAACGCGUUACGUAUUUCUUCAGUGCCUCCAGAACGUGAUCUACCAGAGUUCUACAUUGGAGGGAACCCGUACAGGUGUGAUUGUACAAUGGAAUGGUUACAGAAAGGCAACGCGGCUUCUAGGACUCGAACCCAACCUCGUUUAGUUGAUUUAGAGAGUAUUUUCUGUGAGUUACUCUAUAAUCGUGGUACUACUCAUGUUCCUUUGGUCGAAGCUGCUCCGUAUCAGUUCCUAUGCACCUACGAUUCUCACUGUUUUGCUUUAUGUCACUGUUGUGACUUUGACGCGUGUGACUGCGAGAUGACUUGCCCGGAUAAUUGCACUUGCUACCACGAUCAGAGUUGGAGUGCUAACGUCGUUGAUUGUAGUUCAGGAGGACAUGUUUCGCAUUUACCCAAUAAAAUACCUAUGGACGCUACACAACUGUACUUGGAUGGAAAUAAUUUGAGAACUUUAAAUAGCCACGCCUUCAUCGGAAGGAAAAAGUUAAGAAUAUUGUUCCUAAAUAAUUCAAAGGUCGAGAUAAUACAAAACCGAACUUUCCAUGGACUUAAAGAGCUGGAUACACUUCACUUAGAUGGAAAUAGACUCACAGAAAUCAAAGGUUUUGAGUUUGAAGGUCUGGAUUCUUUAAGAGAACUAUUUCUACAAAACAAUCGUAUUUCUUCCAUCGAGGGAUCAAGUUUUAAAGGGCUGAGACACUUACAGACGUUGCAUCUGGAUCAUAACAGGGUCACGGUGUUUGAUUUAUGGACUAUGCCGACUUCUUUGGUCGAGGUAACCGUAGCUUAUAAUCUGUGGUCUUGCGAAUGUGAAUUUGUCGAAAAACUACGCGAGUGGAUGGUGCGAGGUGAUGCAGUAAAAGACGUUUCAAAAGUUCGUUGUGUUUUUAACUCGACUGAAAGUUUCGGAGAGGAUGUUGGUAUGGAUUACUAUCACGAACAAGGUUUCUUAGUCACCCAACCCAACGGAACUAUGUGUACCGGCGCGACAAACAUCGAUAACAGCAUUAACGGAAAUCUGACAGCUACCAAGACGAUUAUCCAGAAGCAAGUGGUGGAAGACUACCUUCCCUUGUUAGUAGUGACUUUAGCAGUCUUUGCUGCUAUAGUUCUCUUGACUUUACUAGUCUUCGUGUUCAGGCAGGAAGUGCGCGUGUGGCUACACUCGAAAUUCGGUCUGAGACUGUUCCAAGGUACCAUCGACCUGGAUCGUGACGAACGCGAAAAACUCUUCGACGCUUUCGUGAGUUACAGUUCAAAAGACGAAGCCUGGGUGGCCGAAGUACUAGCCCCAGCACUAGAACCCCAAUAUAAACUGUGUUUACAUUACCGUGAUUUCCCGGUGGGUGCCUUCCUAGCCGAUAGUAUAGUGCAAGCAGUCGAAUCGUCGCGUCGUACCAUCAUGGUACUUUCCGAAAACUUUAUAAAAUCGGAGUGGUGUCGUUUCGAGUUCAAAUCGGCGCAUCAUCAAGUGCUUCGCGAUAGAAGACGUCGACUUAUAGUGGUACUACUCGGUGAGGUACCACAUAAAGACCUUGAUCCGGAUAUCCGGUUGUACCUCAAAACGAACUUUUAUUUACAGUGGGGUGACAAGUUGUUUUGGGAGAAAUUAAGGUACGCUCUACCCGAUGUACCCAACAAUCAACGAAGGGGUUCAACAAGGACCCCGCACGUGCACCACCACGUGCACAGGCACAGCGGCAGGGGUCAACCACCGAAUCCACCCGGAGGUGGUCAGCCAGGUACUAGGACUGUGGCCAUCCAUAUUUAAAGGUCAUUUUGUGAUAGUGUUGUACGUCCAGUGCAAUGUUUUAUAUAGCGCCCCAUAUAAUUUUUAUUUCAUUUGUGAUAAAAUAGUCAAAUUAUCUUUUUUUAAGUGAUACCUAUAAAAACGAUGACAUUCCUUAAUGACAGAGAGAGCUGAAAUCGUUGACGAAGUUUUUAAAACUAAUCCCGCUCUCUGUGUUUUAAAUUGUUAUUAUUUUUGUUGUAAAUAAUUGAUUUGUACAGUUUAUUUAGACGCCUUCAAAAGACUGUAACACUUUUAUACUAUUUUUAUUAUUAUUGUAAAUAUACACGUUUUCUAUUUUUUGAUAUUUAUUAUUGUAGCUAAUUAAAGAAAUUUGCGAAAAGCAACAACGAUGUACACUAAAAAAAAUGCCUUCUAGCCUGUGAAUAUAGACGUAAAUAAACAAUUUAUAAAA